AUGCCGAUACACACCUACCUCCUUCUGCUUACCUUCCUCUACCACCUCCGUCCACUACACCGUCCUACAGAGGCAGUAGUAAUCGAGGAUCGACGCAAACCAUGGAGCGAUCACGAUCUGCGUAGGAUAGGAAAUGCCCUCCUAGAACAUGACAAACUUGUUGCCAGUUUUCUCGACAAGGUGGAACUAACUGUACGCAUUCCACCCGGCUCAAAUAACAAGAGUCUCUCCUACCUCAUUGGAAAGAACCAACAAUUUGGAUUCACUAUUACGCCAUGCACAGGGCCAUUGGAUGGUAUCCAUUUCCAUUCGACCAAUUCAGCUAAAGAUGGGUGGCAAAGUGACCAAUCUGUCUUCUCGGCAUGGACAUCACGUUCUCGAAGAUCGGCUGGAAUCUUCCCCAGUUAUGGCGGGCGAUUUUGGUACCGUCCACCCCUACGAGUGGAGCCCCUGUUCUUGGAUGGCGACCUGGAACUGCACAAGGUGUUGAAGGGACCCAAUUGGUUGAAGGGAUCAGGAACAGCUCGACUCCAUUUUUCCAGUUGGGGAGCAUCUGGUGAUACACUUGUCGUGACAAUCUACGCUCGGCCCGAAACCACCUUCAGAGUUCUCUGGAGUGCAAAAAGGGACAUUCGAUAUCAGCCCUUUCAAGGGUAUCCCUCCCUACCACAGUCAUCAAAGGCAUCCCUAAUAGAUACUUGUCGAGUUACCAUCAAUAGCACUGACUACCUAAAUGUGCGCUGGCCACCGGCCAUAAACGAAGACACCUUAAUGGUCUACUGCGUGGCAUUGAACAACAAGAGAAGUCUGAUACAUCACUGCUCCCUACAACUGAUGCUCAACAGCAAAAAGGAGGCACAAGAGGCAAAUCUUACUCACGAAUGCACCAAAGCAAAUCACUUACAGUUAAGGUUACCCUCCCGACUAUCACGAUGGCAAGCAGAAGGCCAUAGUCUCUACAUCAACGUCUACGCCAUCAACAGUUCCACUAAUUUGAGCAGCUCAUUCCCACCCCUGGUUAUGCAUAGCCCUCCCCUUUGUUUGCAUCGCCGACCGGUCACACGCGUGUGGGUAAAACUGCGGCCUGUGACCUACGUCCUUCAUUGGCUCAAUGAUAUUGCCUUCGAUUGGCCUCGCAGCUUUCCUGACGUCUCUAUGUAUCUUCAGCCAUGUCGACGGCCUCGCUAUCGGGAAUUCUUGUACAAUCUGGAAGUAUUUCAACAGCCUCUAUUGGAUUUGUCGUCAGUAACACAACACUUCACCAGCGAUGGUGGACAAAUUCGAAUUCGACUUUCAUCAUUCGGCGAAAAUGAUGAAUGUUUUCAUUCCCGUGGUGAUAAAAUUGCCCGACUUUUCUUUCUGACCCGCUCUUCCAAUGACUCUCUUCCUGUGCGUCCUCGGCUUGCAGCACACGGCUCUGGGACCGCGAGCAGCGAUAAGGAUCUGCUGGAAUCAGACGACGACAGCUAUCCGGUGGAGUUUACGCCUGAUUGCAAGAUGCACCAAAUCACCAUGAGAAUGGUAGUUAGCCCUCUGCCACACUCCUACUGGAUAACGACACUCUCCAUACCAGAGGUUAGGAUGCUACACCAUCGAAAUGCCACACUUGCAGGAAUUGCAAAUAGGAUCAACUACUGCGAGUACUCAAAUAGAUCACUAGCAAGUUUUCUGGGCCGUCAGACACAAAUUCACUUUCAACGAAUUACAACGGGACUUGGCGAUAUCUCGUUAAAUGUUCAACUUCCCAUCGUCUACGGAGAGGGAUCAUCGCGAUUCUACCUCAUUCUCGUCUACGCCGCUCGCACCAACGAUGUCACAUCGGCCUACCGGUCACUCUUUUUCCAUCGUCUUAUAGAUGCUUGUCGAGUGGUAGAGGAUAACUGCUACGCCACCACUCACUUGGGCAGCAUUUGUGCCUAA
Molecule: messenger RNA, 1920 nt
Organism: Hydatigera taeniaeformis
Lineage: Eukaryota; Metazoa; Platyhelminthes; Cestoda; Cyclophyllidea; Taeniidae
Source: the annotation of a GenBank genome assembly